Pseudoliparis swirei is the source of this 3911-nucleotide messenger RNA. RefSeq names its product transmembrane protein 200B (gene tmem200b). The transcript has 2 exons. Bases 564 to 1793 code for a protein of 409 amino acids. NCBI's taxonomy places the organism in Eukaryota, Metazoa, Chordata, Actinopteri, Perciformes, Liparidae. The record is from RefSeq and is a predicted model, not a curated record.
CCCCGGUGUCUGGCGGGAUGGAGCGCUGCGGCUCGCUUGACCCGCUGCCGCGUGCAGCGCUGCAGAGCGACAGAGCGGCUGUCACGCAGACCGGCAGGAGGACCAGCGGAGACAGCCGAGGACCAGCGCGCCACGGCGGGGUCGAGCUGACGGCGCUCCGCCCGGAGGCUCCAUCCCGGAGACGAGCCGUCCUCCAGCGGGCAGCACGGCAACAGGACCCGCAGACAACUUCCCAAAGUCCCGCUGCGUGAGCCCGGUCCAGAGGCUCGGUCCAGAGGCUCGGUCCAGAGGCUCGGUCCAGUCUCGUGAUCCCGGUCCAGAGGCUCGGUCCAGAGGCUCCGUCCAGUCUCGUGAUCCCGGUCCAGAGGCUCGGGGCUCGGUGUGAGGACCUCCUGCUCCCCGCACGCAUUCCGGUCGGAGUGUCGCCUCCAUCGGCUGAAGCAGACCCGUUUAUAGGGGAGCGAGCGUUAGUCCAGCACGGCACGGCACGACGCGGCACGGGGCGGAACGGCGCGGCAGCCCAUCGUUCAGGGUGUAACGGGAGCUCUGGACCGACCUGAGCCAUGACGACACAAAAGGCUGGAGGUAUUGCACUACCAUCACCUCCCUGCCAACGGAAGUCUCGCUUCACCCUACGAGGCAGAAAGAAGGACGGCGGAAUCCAAGGGAAACUUCGGAUCCGCUCCUUUCCUGGAGCUUUCCUGGUGCUGGGGGUCGUGGUGGUGGUUGUUGGCACCGCUCUGGCUGUGGCAGGAUACUGGUCCUACCGGAUACCGAGAGCGUCCGUCCUAGGGGCUGCAGAUGGGGAAGGUUUCACCGAGUCGCAGACUUCAGGGUGGAGUCUGCGAGCUAAGGGUCUCCUAUCUACAGCCGGUCUCAUGGACAGUGAGCGGAUGAAGCUGCUGGGCCCUGUUAUCAUGGGGGUGGGACUCUUCAUCCUCAUAUGUGCCAACACAGUCCUGUACGAGAACAGGGACCGAGAGACUCAGAUGCUGCUCUCUCAGAUGCGCAGUGUAAUCUGCUCUGUGUCUGCGGCGGUUCCCUCGGCAGACCUUAAAGAAAUAGCAGCAGCCAACUCCAUGGCCAAACACUACCAGUGGGUGAGCAGUCUACCAGCUGCCCAGCUCAACAUUCUCUGCAUGCAGCAGCUAGCCAGCUCGGAGCCGCUGCUCCGGACCGGCCGCUCCAGAGACCAGGAGCACAGCGUGGAGAGCAUCGACCAGCAAGCUGCUCUCCAGACAGAAGCCCUCCACCACCACGAGUCAGAGCCUCCAACGUCCUCCCACUCUUUCUUCUCCAACUCAUGUCAUUUGAGUCAGACAGACUUUAACACACCGUCUGGGGCCGAGCACGGGGUCAGUGCCCGCUUCCUCCCCACCCUGGUCAAGCUCAACAACUGCCUGGUGGCUGCCAGCUCCAUGUCCACACUGGACGAGGUAGAUAUGCCAAAUAUCCAGCCGAGGCGCUGCCACAGUAUGAGCUACAGGACUAACCUUUAUUCAGCUGGAACUGCUGUGCAGGGUGGAAGCCACGCACCGGGGGAGGAGGGAGGAAUGAAUGCACUGCUGGCCACGAGAGAGACCGGUUCACAGGUUUGCGUGAACAUCCCUUGGCAGGUUGUGGAUCCUGCAGAAAAGCAAACCCGCCGUAGCUGGCCUGGGCUAGACCUGGGCAGCAGCAGACGCUAUCUGAAACUCGAGAACAAAGAGGACUCAGUGGACCGACUGCUGGACCAGAUCGAGCAGCAGUGUUGUCAGUGGGAUCAGCAUUUUGGCUCUGGGCCUUUCCAGUGAUUGGGGGAUUCAAUUCCCCGGAUAACAAAGAAACGUCACUGGAUGGUUAAACUGCACUGCUGGUUCUCCUGUGUUGGGCGCCCCGGAGUAUCUGUUGUAAAGUAUUCCUCACAAGGAUCUUCCAAAACUUGAGCUUGUUCUCAAUCUUCAGUGGAAUAUUGAUACGCAGGUUAUGGUCCUGGCUUUGGCAGAUGUUUUAUAUCAUUGAAGGAACAUUCUAGAGACCCGACACUGUCACAGCAGAGAGAAGCAACUUGACACGCUGCAAGAAAUCAACUUGUCUCUCAAUGCCAGCAUGUGUGUCCAGCCCAGUGGGGCAGAGAGACGGUGGGGGUGUUCACUGUGUUUCCUUUGGAACCAAAAUACCUGGACUCCUGAGUUCAUAAGAGCUUUUCACAAAUGCAACUAGGAUAUCAAAAUGGGAUGUCUUCCCAUACUCUAAAUGCAAUGCAUGUCAGUGAUGUACAGUAUGUUACAUCCUAAUACUUAUGCAGAGAAUGUGACGUUUUGUUUUGUGUGUAUAAGAAACAAUGAUGGUUAAAGGAUCAUUCUGGUUUAUUACAUCUUGGGUCUUAUAGUCUUAGUUGGGCUCUUAUUUCUCCAAAGUCAGCCACCAUAACAUUGAUGACAUUGUUCUCCCCGACUUGGGAACACGAUGACAUCCCUGCAGCGGUCUCUGAACGGAGGUGGAUGCUAGUAAUGGACACUCUGGAUAAUAACCAGUAUAAUAGCCACUAUUUUCACGACUUCAACACACACACACACACACACACACACCCAUGUAUGAGCAGCCCCAGCACACAAGACUCCAAAUCACCCUCACACAUGUGUUCGCCCAUAUUGCAGUUAUGUUAAUUGUCUGAGUCAUGGAUGAAGUCUGAGUCCGGGAUGAGGUCCGAGUCCGUGAUGAGGUCAGACUCCAGGAUGAGGUCCGAGUCACGGAUGAGGUCAGACUCCAGGAUGAGGUCCGAGUCACGGAUGAGGUCCGAGUCCGUGAUGAGGUCAGACUCCAGGAUGAGGUCCGAGUCACGGAUGAGGUCAGACUCCAGGAUGAGGUCCGAGUCACGGAUGAGGUCAGACUCCAGGAUGAGGUCCGAGUCACGGAUGAGGUCCGAGUCCGUGAUGAGGUCAGACUCCAGGAUGAGGUCCGAGUCACGGAUGAGGUCCGAGUCCGUGAUGAGGUCAGACUCCAGGAUGAGGUCCGAGUCAUGGUGAGUCUUUUCUUUUCAAACCUGUGACAUGAAGCGUUUACAUGUUAAAUUGCAUUUGACACUUAAUAUUCUCAUGACACGUUAUUUGAAGCAUCUGUAGGCAGUAUAUAAAGAGUUAAUGACUUUAAUCUAGAUGUAAACAGACAUACGUGUUUAUUACAGUAUUGGUCAGCUGUAUAAAGUAUAUAUAGAGUGGCGGUUGUGAACAUGACAUAUCUCUUCAUAGUCAUACUGCAGGUUAACGAGCAGCUGUGUACAACUCCAUUAUAAUACUGCUUAUGAAUGCUCCAUAGAAACCCUGAACGCACCGUCGAUGUUGCAUGCUACAUGUCUUCGACAUGUCUUCUCCAUGUCUUCUACAUGUCUUCUCCAUGUCUUCUCCAUGUCUUCUACAUGUCUUCUACAUGUCGUCUACAUGUCUUCUACAUGAUAUCUUCUACAUGUCUUCUCCAUGUCUUCUACAUGACGUCUCCAUGUCUUCUCCAUGUCUUCUACAUGUCUUCGACAUGUCUUCUCCAUGUCUUCUACAUGUCUUCUCCAUGUCUUCUACAUGUCUUCUACAUGUCGUCUACAUGUCUUCUACAUGAUAUCUUCUACAUGUCUUCUCCAUGUCUUCUACAUGUCUUCUACAUGACGUCUCCAUGUCUUCUACAUGUCUUCUACAUGUCUUCUCCAUGACGUCUCCGUGAUGUCUACAUGUCUUUGUGGCAGCUGUCCCCAAUCUGGCCUCGGCUGCUGGCUGGUUGACAAUCAGUCAGCUGCUCUGACUGAGUGGCAAUCAGUCAGCAGCCGAUGCUGCUUGUAUAAAAGGGCAGCAGAGCUGGAGGGAGAGGGGGAGUGAGCAGAGGCGCAUGUUUGGCGGUCUGCUCGGUGUGUGGUGACAGAAUAAAUAUGUCAUUGAGCGAAA